CAAAUUCGCAAGAUAAUUAUAAUCAACAAGGAGUGCAGCCAACUGCUGCAGCCAUGCUUGUAAGUGUGCCACCACACUUUCAACUUGCAAGCUAAGAUUUCCUAUAAAUACCUGGCAACAUCGCCAGCAUUUUUCAUCAAACACGUUCUUCAUUGAUUUCAAAAUCAAAAUGGUUAAUUCUUGGUUACACAAGAUUUCAUUUAUUCCUCUCCUCUGUGUUUUAGGGUUAGACAUUGUAGCCGAUAUAACCGCCUACGCUCAAGAUUCACCGCAAGACUAUCUUGAUGCUCACAACGCAGCAAGAUCAGAGGCAGGUGUAGCCGAUUUGGCUUGGGACGAUGACGUUGCGGCGUUCGCCGAGAACUACGCAUCGGAACGGCAAGGGGACUGCGAAAUGAUUCACUCCGGUGGCGGCGACGAGGGUUACGGCGAGAACAUUGCAUGGAGCAGUGGUGAUCUUGCAGGCAGCGAAGCAGUGGCAAUGUGGGUGGAUGAGAAAGACAAGUAUGACUACGAUUCAAACUCGUGUGUUGGCGGAGAGUGCCGUCACUACACUCAAGUUGUUUGGAGUAACACUAUACGGCUUGGAUGUGCCAAAGUGAAUUGCGAUAAUGGAGGCACUUUCAUUACUUGUAACUACCAUCCUCCUGGAAAUUAUGUUCACCAAAGGCCUUACUAGUAGUGCUCAUCUUCUCUUAUUAAUUUUUUCCUCAAGUUAAGAACGGUUGUAUACUUAAAAAGGUGAAAAUUCACGUGAAGUCAACUGCACCUGAGUUUUCACCACUUAAAAAACUAUCGGUUGUAUACUAAAAUCAGGUGAUAAAAUUGGUUGUUAUUAUUGUCAUCAGGAUAGGAAAAUAUCUAGGUUCUAUGCGAACUGCGAAACUUGGGAUUUCAAUUCCAAUAUCAACACCAUAGAUUUGUGCUCAUCAUUCACUGGUAUUGAAUGUAUAAGAACCCCAAUUUCAUAAUCAA
Arachis stenosperma is the source of this 975-nucleotide messenger RNA. RefSeq names its product pathogenesis-related protein 1-like. Gene Ontology annotation, cellular component: extracellular region. The transcript has 2 exons. The record is from RefSeq and is a predicted model, not a curated record. The coding region runs from base 170 to 679 and encodes 169 amino acids. NCBI's taxonomy places the organism in Eukaryota, Viridiplantae, Streptophyta, Magnoliopsida, Fabales, Fabaceae.